This is a messenger RNA of Papaver somniferum (opium poppy), 1029 nucleotides long. RefSeq lists its product as uncharacterized. NCBI's taxonomy places the organism in Eukaryota, Viridiplantae, Streptophyta, Magnoliopsida, Ranunculales, Papaveraceae. The coding region runs from base 1 to 1029 and encodes 342 amino acids. The transcript has 3 exons. Gene Ontology annotation, biological process: DNA integration. The record is from RefSeq and is a predicted model, not a curated record. Gene Ontology annotation, molecular function: RNA-DNA hybrid ribonuclease activity; nucleic acid binding.
AUGGGAAGAGCUAUCAAGGGACAAGCAGUUGCAAAUUUACUAGAAUUAUUCCUUGGGGAAGGCACUACUGCGUUACGUGAGGAUCUUCCUGGAGAAUUUCCAGAUAUCUCCGUUGUCGAAGAAGAAUCAUGGCUAUUAUAUUUCGACGGUUCUGCCACUCCUAGAAAUAACACUGGAGGGGCAGGCAUAGUCCUAGUAUCUCCGACCGGUGAAGUCUUCUCACACUCCUUCAAGCUAGAUUUUAAAUGUACUAACAAUUCAGCAGAGUAUGAAGCCUUCCUCAUAGGACUGUUAUUAGCCAAGCAAGCUAGGUCCACAUGUCAGGAAAUAAGAGGUGAUUCUAAGCUACUGGUUAAUCAGAUGAAUGGAGUAUAUACAUUGAAGGAGGAACGAGAAUUGCUUGAAGAAUAUGGAAUUAAACAGAUCUUCUCCACCAUCUACUAUCCUCAAGGGAAUGGGAAGUCUGAGAGCACCAAAAAAACGUUAUUUCGGAUUCUCAGCCGAACAGUACACGACAAUCCCAAAGAGUGGCACGAACAACUGCCGAUGGCGCUAUGGGCGUGUCGGACGGCACCUAGAAGUUCCAUCGGGGUUUCUCCAUAUUCACUUGUUUACAGUGCGGAUGCGAUCCUCCCAGCAGAAAUCAAGAUCCCAUCAGCCAGAAUUGCAGCAGCAAGUGGGGUCCACUGGAACGAGGCUAAAGCAUCUAACUCCAGAAUCGCUGAGUUAGACACUCUGGAUUCCAUAAGAAGCAAGGAAGAGGAACGUACUCAGGUGUACAGAAAUAGGAUCUCCAUGGCAUAUGACAAGACUGUGAAGCCACGAGUUUUUAAAGUAGGAGAUUUAGCCUUGAAGACGGCCAAACACAUCCAGCAAGACAUGUAUGCGCCAAAGUUCUCUCCGAAGUGGGAAGGUCCCUACAUGAUUACCAAGGCUUACAGUACCGGCUACUACAAAAUCGUUAAGGUGGAUGGAGGCAAGUUAGAAGCAGUCAUUAACGAAAAAUGGCUCAAGGCAUACCAUGAUUGA